This is a messenger RNA of Arabis nemorensis, 462 nucleotides long. The record is from the annotation of a GenBank genome assembly. NCBI's taxonomy places the organism in Eukaryota, Viridiplantae, Streptophyta, Magnoliopsida, Brassicales, Brassicaceae.
AUGAGUGUUGCUUCUUCUCUCCCGAGGAGACGCGAUUCUAUGCCAUUUUCCCGUAUCAAUCUCAACUCAAGCCCUAUCAAUUUCCCACCUGCUCCGUUUCAAAAUCCUCCUCGUACUCAUUUUCCUAAUCAUGUAACGAGGUCCCGAAACGUGGGUUAUCAUGCGGCUCCUGCGGUUGAGACGCCAACUUUUCAGUUCAUGCCCAUGACCAAUACCAACAACAUCAACUUUGUUAUUGGUCAGCCGCGAUUUGAACCGCAGCCGCUUCAACCGAACCUUCAGCCGUUUCAGCCGCAGCCUCAGCCUCAGCCUCAAGUGCAUGUCGUGGAUGCCGAAAUGUCAGUGGAGGAUGAUGUUCGUACUUUACCGCUCAUUCAGCAGUUGGAGCGAGAGUGGCCGGGGAUUGCUGUCAUGGAAGAUAACGAAGAGGAAGAUUUAAUGGAUCUUAAGUUAAAACUUUGA